Messenger RNA from Clarias gariepinus (North African catfish), 5047 nucleotides. RefSeq names its product rho guanine nucleotide exchange factor TIAM2 (gene tiam2b). Gene Ontology annotation, biological process: activation of GTPase activity; positive regulation of axonogenesis; small GTPase-mediated signal transduction. Gene Ontology annotation, cellular component: membrane; synapse. The record is from RefSeq and is a predicted model, not a curated record. NCBI's taxonomy places the organism in Eukaryota, Metazoa, Chordata, Actinopteri, Siluriformes, Clariidae. Gene Ontology annotation, molecular function: protein binding; guanyl-nucleotide exchange factor activity. Bases 243 to 4697 code for a protein of 1484 amino acids. The transcript has 24 exons.
GCUGGAGAAGAGAGAGAGAGAGAGAGAGAGAGAAAGAGAGACAGAACGUCGGCGGGAGAAACAGGGAGGAAGAAAGAAGAGAAGAACCAAAUAAGCGAAGGAUCGCACAAAGGAUUACAAGGAACGUUAAAGGAUGACAAAACGACUGUUUGGAGAAGGAAAAGGAUCGAGUAGAGAAGGAAUAUGAAGGAUUAUUCUUGUUUAUCCUGAAGGCCAGCUUCACAACUGUAUUACAGAUCAGAAUGGGAAACACAGACAGCCAACACAGCAGCUUCAUAAUUCCUGGCAAGUCACGGCCGUGCUCGCUGAAGCUGCACUCAUCCAAAGAGGAAAUCCUCUCCCCCCAUAGCUGGUGGAGGAACACAGGAGGAGCAUCAGCCUCUAAAACUCGUGGGUCCUCCAGAAACUGCUUGAACCAACACAAAAGUAGUCAGCCAUACGUCUCUUACCAUUAUGACUACAUUGAUGCAAAGCAUCCUGGGACUCCGCAGAGCAGCGACUGGGACCAUGGGUCAAUCCUGGCACGUGGGAAUUGUCAGUACACUCACGCUUCAGGAAGAAGCUCCAACUCCGAAAUUGCACCAAUAAAGAGCAGUCCCAAGGUGCUCUUGAGUGGGGAUGGAAGCUUGAGGGUGGAGUUCACCAAUGGAAGAAGAGGCCUGGACAAUGAUCUCUGUGCUGCACCCAUGGAAUUGACUUUGAGAGACAGCAAAGGUUCUUCUAUCAGUUCUGAGGAAUCCUGGUAUGAUUCUCCAUGGGGUGCUGCGACGGAGCUCUGUGACAAUGUUUUCACCGCUAACCAGCCUUCGGAUGACAGCAGCGGAUAUACUACACUCUCUUCCACCCGUACCGAGGAUACCAGCUGCCCUCCUUCCACUAUGGAAUGCCAUGCAGAUGAGAUCCUGUGUCAGGCGACAGAGGAGGACAGCGGUAUUGGAGAUUCGGUUUUACUCCACACAGAGCAGAAGGACUUUGGAUUCAAGUCUUUCGGUAACAUUUAUGCCGACCCAAACUUGACCGGCCCGUUUCCCACAAUUGGUAUCCUUCCUGAAGACCAGGUCCAGGAUCCUCCUGAUCUCCAUUCCAUUACUAAGGAUGAAAACCAAGCAAACCAACCUUUCGCCUCCUUCACACUGCCCUGCAGAAAAUCAGGUGGUGGUGAUGUUAAUUCGAGGAAGGACUCGCUCAAGAGCCGCAUCCAGCGCAUUAGUGAUUGGACUGGAAGCCUGAGCAGGAAAAAACGAAGAUUGCAGGAGCCCUCAGAGACCUUCACAAGCGCUGUGGAUGGCCUGGUGGGUGACUCCAGCGUUCAACUGCUUGACCCAUGCUGGAAUCUCCUGAACAGCCAGACGCGCUCCGCCUGCUCUCUAACAGAAACAAAUACUCAGCAAAACCAAAAUGUCUACGAGAACUUCAUGCAGGAGCUGGAAAUGGGUGAUGCUCUCCAGGAGUGGGAAGAGGUCGAGGGAGAGCAGGCUGAGAGCAGCAGUGGGUCUCUGAGCUCUUUGGAACAGAUGGAACUGCUGUUUGAAAAAGAACAAGGGGUGGUGCGAAGGGCUGGGCGACUUGCCUUCAAACCACUCAUCAGCGUGCAUAAAGAGCGCAAACUGGAACUGGUGGCACGCCGGCGGUGGAGACAAUAUUGGGUUACACUUAAAGGUUGUAUGCUCCUAUUGAGUGAGGCAGAUGGGAAGAGCUGCCCGGAACAGGAAAUGUCCCCACGCUACGUCCUGCUUGCCGAGGAUAGCAUUGUCCAGGCAGUCCCUGAGCACCCAAAGAAGGAAAACGUUUUCUGUUUGAGUAAUGCUUAUGGAGACGUCUACCUUUUUCAGGCAUCGAAUCAGACAGAUGUGGAGAACUGGGUAACAGCCAUCCACUCAGCCAGUGCCUCACACUUGGCCAAGCGUCAGGGUAAAGAAGACACGGUGCGGCUGCUGAGGAGCCAGAGCAGAGCCCUGCUGCAGAAGAUCGACAUGGACAGCAAAAUGAAGAAAAUGGCUGAGCUGCAGCUGUCUGUCAUUACUGACCAUAAAAACAGGAAGGCUGUGGAGGGACAGAUCCAGCAGUGGGAGCAAAACCUGGAGAAGUUCAACAUGGAGCUUUUCCGCAUGCGCUGCUACCUGGCCAGUCUGCAGGGUUCCGAGCAGCCCAACCCCAAGAAUUUGUUAGCCGUCGCGUCACGUCAGUCGAAGAUAGCGCUUGGACGUCUGGGUGUUUUCUCCGUCUCAUCUUUCCAUGCUUUGACGUGCACACGUGAUGAGGCCAGUCUGAGGAGGCGUUCUCGCUCUCAGUCUCGGGCUGCAAGGAACAAGCGAGGAAUCUUCUCCUCUCAGAAAGGCCUGGACAGCUUGAAUAGACGCAACCGGGAAAAGAGGCAGUCUCUGUCCCAGGUAUUUGAAGGACACUCCGAUGGAACUCUGGGCCAUCCGGCGAUGCAGAGCAGUUCAGAGUUGAAGCAGCUAGACCCGGCGCUGUAUGAUCUUCAGUUGAAGAGAUGUUCAGGUCCACAGGUGGAGAUCAGCAGUGCAGCAAACUCAGACUUGGUUUAUGACGAACUUGAAGUUUGCCCUCUCAACGCGUUCACUUUAACUAUUUCACGUCCAGACACCGCCGUAGAUUUCGGAUUUGCAGUGACCGGCCACGUGGAUGGUUUGAGGACGAGUCACAUCUACGUGAGCGAGGUGAAUCCGCAAGGACUGGCGUUCACUAACGGCCUGAAAGCAGGUGAUGAAAUCCUGGCUGUAAACAAUGCAAGCGUAUCCACCCUGGACUUGGGCCUCAUACACACCUUGUUCGGCGAGCAGACGCUCCGUCUCGUCCUGCGCCGCGAGGAGGGCGUGGCGGAUGAGCAGGGUGGGGCGUGGCCAGGGUGCGACCCCUGUGACCCGUAUGGAACUGUGCCAGCCUCCAGCGCACCCUGCUGCCCCGCUCCAACCUCACACAGCACUCAGACCCAGUUCAGCUCAUCAGAUUGCUCCCAGCUCCUGGAAGUUCCCGGAGAUGCAGCGGCGCCUCUUUCAGGGGACGUCUGCGAUAAGGACAAUCGGUGCAGAAAGAAUAUGAAGCAGGGAUGCUCACUGUACCGACCCUACCCCGAAGAUGAAAGCCUCGCAGCCGAGGUCUACAGAAACCCGUACUCCGCGGACGGCAGCACGGCAAGGGGCAGCCCACGCCACAUGACCAUCACAGAGAGAUUGCGUAAGGUCAUCCAGGAGCUCGUGGACACCGAGAAGUCCUACGUGAAGGACCUUAGCUGUCUGUUCGAGAUCUACCUGAAGCCUUUAGAGAGAGAGACGUUCCUCAGCCGUGGCGAGAUGGAGUCAUUAUUUGGCAGCCUGCCAGAGAUGCUAGACUUCCAGAGGGUGUUUCUGCAGACGCUGGAAGAGAAAACCAGCUCGUCUCCAGACUCCAUAACGCUCCAGACGGCAGAGCAGCUCAAGAAACUGCUUUCCUCACUGGGAGGAUCCUUUCUAUACUACGCCGACCACUUUAAGCUCUACAGUGGCUUCUGUGCGAACCACAUCAAAGUCCAAAAAGUUCUCGAACGAGCAAAGACAGACAGGACGUUUAAAGAGUUCCUGGAGGAGAGGAACCCCACCAAACAGCAUUCGUCCACGCUGGAAUCCUACCUCAUCAAGCCUGUGCAGAGGGUCCUCAAAUACCCACUGCUGCUCCGAGAACUCGUGUCCCUUACAGACCCUGAGAGUGAGGAGCACUCCCAUCUCACAGAUGCUUUGAGGGCCAUGGAGAAGGUGGCCAGCCACAUUAACGAAAUGCAGAAGAUCUAUGAAGACUACGGCACCGUGUUUGAUCAGCUGGUGGCUGAACAGUGCAGCACCAAGAAGGAGGUGACAGAGAUCUCAAUGGGAGAGUUCAUCAUCCAUGGCUCUGCGCUCUGGCUGAACCCCAUGACCUCACUGGGCCGCAUGAGGAAAGAGCCAGAACUCACGGUUUUCAUCUUCAAAAGAGCAGUUAUUCUGGUGUAUCGAGAGAGCAUCAAGCUGAAGAAAAGGAUGACAGCAUCCCGCUCUGGAGAUCUGGACCACUUCAAAUUCCGCUGGCUCAUUCCAGCCACAUCGCUGCAUCUCCGACCUGGAAACUCAGCAGGAUCUGAGAAUCCCUGCCUUUGGGAAUUAGUCCACACCAAAUCUGAGGUUGAAGGAAGACCAGAGACGGUUUUUCAGCUCUGCAGCAGUAGUCUAGAAAGCAAGGUGAACGUGGUGAAGGCCAUCCGCUGUGUGCUGAGGGAAAAUGCCAAAAGAAGCGCUCCAGCUGAGAGGGGUUUCAGAGACAAUCUGACUUUCCCCAGGAGAAACCACCAAGCCACAGUGAGGAGCAGAUCCUGGACCAAGAUACUUCAACCAGGUGAAGGACAUCUGCUUGGUGGAGACACGCAUUCAGAGCCUGGCAUUCCCAAAAACCCAUGCCCGUCUCUGGGCACAGGCGCCAGGCUGGGUUCCCUCACCAACUCACUGGAGGCGCAGCUUCAGAGACUGAGCUUCAUGGAGGAGGUGCCACAGGAAGCCAGGAGCAGAAACUCCAGUCACAUGACCAUGAUGGAGAAUGCUUCUGACAUGGAUGUGGGCUCCCUGCUGGUUAGGGACUACAGCGUGCAGAGUCUGAACUCUGCGGUUAAUGAAGGCGGUUUCUAUGACACAGUCAUGGGGGUCCAAAAAGCUGCCAUUUCAACACUUUAGAGCGAGAGUUCCUGUCUUAGCUUGAUUUAAAGGUCUGAGCGCUGUUUUUAUUUCAACGGCGAUAUAUGAAAAAGAUUCUGAGCUUUUAAACAACAUUUGCACAAUUGUUCAUUAGUAUAACAGACAGUAUGUACUUAAAGAAAUGUAGCACAUAGCAAAGACAAAAGCACCAUCUGAUGUACUGAAAAUAGACAGUGAUAGGGUGGCACGAUUCUGAUUGUUUUACAACGACAGCAUGUCUUACAGUGUUUUAUUCUACUUAUACUAAAACAAACCGACAGUGAAGAGUAUUUACUAAUUAAUUACUCACUCACUCGUUGUCUAUAUGGCUUUAUCCUAUAUACAGGGUC